Molecule: messenger RNA, 2255 nt
Organism: Capsaspora owczarzaki ATCC 30864
Lineage: Eukaryota; Filasterea; Ministeriida; Capsasporidae
Product: aarF domain containing kinase 5
Exons: 3
Coding region: 137-2143 (668 amino acids)
Source: RefSeq, a predicted model, not a curated record
GCUCACUUUGCUCAUUUUGACAAGAUUCAAGUUACUAAAUUUUCGCCCACCGUCAACCAGCAAACACGCACGACAUACACCACCUAGUUUUGUGUUUCUUCAUCGGUGCACUUCAGUCUCAGUUCUCCGCGCAGCCAUGUUCCGCAUCGCACGUGUCCCGUCGGCGUUUACUCGGGCGGCGAUCGAAGCAGGCGCGAGAUCAAGCGCACAUGUGAAUAGCGCCGCAAUCCGCUCCGUGACUGCCUCGCGGAACACCAUCGUGCCAGCCGCUGUGCGUGCAAUCCACGCUCCAGCAAGUGGUACGUCGUCAAAGGAGCAGCGCGAUGGUGGCGGCGGCGAGAGCCGUCAACAGUCAACCCACAAGCCAACUUCCGCCGGAACCAAGCUCGCGCUAGGUCUGGCUGCAACCUGCAUUGCAGGAUACACGAUUGCCAGCUCCAUCGAGCCAAAGCACCAACAGCAGGCAGUCCGUCAAACUGUCGGAGCCAUUCAGGGCUUGGGUCGCAUUAUGCGAUCGCUCUACGCCGGAGUCGUCAUUUCGCUCGAUUACAAGGUUGUCAUGAUUCUGCACGGCCCAGAUGGACCAAAGUUUGAUGCUGAAAUGAAGCUUUGCCAUGAGCGCGCUGCCACACGUGCAUUGAAUCUGGCACUCGCUAACGGUGGCUUGUACAUCAAGAUGGGCCAAGGCAUUGCGUCGUUCAACCACCUGCUUCCGGAAGAGUACAUUCGCAUUCUCUCCAAGCUCCAAAACAACGUGCCCGGUCGCCAUUAUGGCGAGAUUGAGACCAUCUUCCUCGAGGACUUUGGCAAGCUACCCAACGAGGUCUUUGCAAAGUUUGAGACCGCCUCCUUUGCAGCUGCCAGUCUCGCCCAAGUGCACCGCGCCGAAACACACGACGGGCAAAAAGUGGCAGUCAAGGUGCAGUAUUUUGACCUACGAGACCGAUUUAACGGUGACAUGGCCACCAUGGAAUUUCUCAUGAACGUGGUCGGCUUUGUUCAUCCCGGAUUCGCAUAUGGCUGGGUGUUCCGCGACGUUCGCGCCGCGUUGGAACGCGAGCUGGACUUUGAGCGCGAAGCCCACAACGCGGAGAUUUGUCGCACGCAUAUGCGGAGCAUUGGCUCGUCCAAGUCGUACAAGAUCACAGUGCCGGAAGUCCUGUGGCCACUUACUUCCAAGCGCGUGCUGACGAUGGAAUUUAUUGACGGAGUCAAGUGCAACGAUCUGGCCGGCUUGGAGCGGCUCGGGAUUCCGAAGAGCACAGUGGCCCGUCUGAUUGUCCAGGCGUUUGCCGAGCAGAUUUUCAUUACAGGUGUUGUUCAUGGCGAUCCCCAUCCUGGCAACAUUCUCGUCCGGCGCGACAAGGCGACAAACAACCCGGAGGUCAUCUUGCUCGACCAUGGCCUGUAUGCGACCGUGCCAGACCACCACCGACUUGCAUUUUGCCGCCUGAUUCGUGAUAUUGUUUUGAAGGACGACGAUGCCCUGACCAAGGACACGCGUGACCUCGGCGUGGCUCAAGACCCAUUCGUGUUUGCGUCCAUGCUGAUGCAGCGCCCCUACAAGGCAGCCCCGAUCGGCUUCAACACGCUCAUGACUGCUGACGACUUUCUUCUCAUGCAGAAAAUGGCUGUUGAACAAGGAGAACAGAUCACCAACAUGAUUCGCGAAAUGCCCCGCUCUCUCUUGUUUGUCCUGCGCAAUCUCAAUUUGGUGCGAUCGAUCAACAAGGACCUUGGUGCCCCCAUCAAUCGGUUUGCCUUGCUUGCUCACACAGCCUUGCGCGGGAUAGCCGUCGACGUCUCCCCGCUGGCCGACCACUACGAUCUUGAAGCGUCCUUUGCAGCAAACCGGCAUCUCUACCGACCAACGGCGGUGGGCAGCUCAUUGCAACAACAACUCUUCCAUGCUGGUACCACCAGUAGCUCACCGCAACCCGCUGUCAGGCAAACGGCUGCCUCGAGCCCUCGCAGCCUCCGCAUCUCCUUGCAUUCGUGGAUGGGACGGCUAAAGUUUGAAUUCCGACUCCAGCAAGCGUCCUUCUCGCAGUGGAUGACCUCCAUGUAUUUCCGAGUCAUGGUGCUGCUCGGCCGAGCUCCCGCCGAACUUGGUGCUUUGUCCGAGUUGAUGGUGGCUGCAUAAGCGGUGCAAACGAUUGGGUCGCUUUGAUCCUGUACGUCUCUCUCUCUCUCUCUCUCUCUCUCUCUCUCUCUCUCUCUCUCUCUCUCUCUCUCUCUCUCUCUCUCUCUCUCUC